Messenger RNA from Leptomonas pyrrhocoris, 623 nucleotides. Its product is annotated as putative mitochondrial 60s ribosomal protein L6. The coding region runs from base 33 to 623 and encodes 196 amino acids. The record is from RefSeq and is a predicted model, not a curated record. The transcript has a single exon. Gene Ontology annotation, cellular component: cytosolic large ribosomal subunit; ribosome. Gene Ontology annotation, biological process: ribosomal large subunit assembly; cytoplasmic translation. Gene Ontology annotation, molecular function: structural constituent of ribosome; RNA binding. Lineage: Eukaryota; Euglenozoa; Kinetoplastea; Trypanosomatida; Trypanosomatidae.
AGAGAGAUACCGACAUAUCCGUAUCCGUCACGAUGGUUGCUCCGAAGCCCGCCGCUAAGGCCGCCAAGGCGAAGAAGGGCGCGAAGAAGGUCUCCCGCAAGAGCCCCGAGUUCACAACCCUGCGCAAGAGCUGCGCUCCUGGCGUCAUCGCCAUCAUCCUCGCCGGUCGCUUCCGCGGUCGCCGCGCGGUGAUCCUGAAGCAGCUGCCGAACAACGGCCCCCUUGUCGUCUCGGGCCCGAUGAAGUACAACGGUGUGCCGAUUCGUCGCAUCGACUCCCGCUACGUCAUCGCCACCACCACGAAGGUGGACAUGUCGAACGUCGACACGCAGGCCAUCACGCCGGAGGUGUUCCAGCGCCCCAAGGCGGAGAAGCCCGCGAAGAGCGAGGGCGACUUCAUGGGGGACAAGCAGAAGGCCAAGGCGGAGAAGGCGGCCAAGAAGACCUCCAAGGCGGAGAAGAAGACCGUCGUGUCCGACGCGCGCGCCGCGCUGCAGAAGAAGAUCGACGCCGCUCUCAUCGAGGCCAUCAGGAAGGAUGCGCAGGGCAAGGAGAAGGCCGGCUACCUGCGCUCCGUCUUUACGGUGAAGCCCGGUGAUACCCCGCACCGCUGGAACUGGUGA